Molecule: messenger RNA, 1517 nt
Organism: Vigna angularis (adzuki bean)
Lineage: Eukaryota; Viridiplantae; Streptophyta; Magnoliopsida; Fabales; Fabaceae
Product: S-adenosylmethionine synthase 1
Exons: 2
Coding region: 170-1354 (394 amino acids)
Biological process (GO): S-adenosylmethionine biosynthetic process
Cellular component (GO): cytosol
Molecular function (GO): methionine adenosyltransferase activity; ATP binding
Source: RefSeq, a predicted model, not a curated record
UCGCAUCCAUUCAUUUGGCCGUGAAAUCUAGCCGCUCACGCGCGACAUUACUUGGCUUCUAUAAAUAAAGUGUUUCCAGGUGAGGCCGUGUGAUUCUCACCCGUAACUUGGAAUUCUACGAGCUCUGCUCUGCUGUGUUCCAAACUAUUCUCUCAUCACAGCUUGAGAAAUGGAAACAGAGACAUUUCUAUUCACCUCUGAAUCCGUCAAUGAGGGCCACCCUGACAAGCUGUGCGACCAGAUCUCCGACGCAGUGCUUGAUGCCUGCCUAGAACAGGAUCCUGACAGCAAGGUUGCCUGCGAGACAUGCACCAAGACUAACAUGGUCAUGGUCUUCGGAGAGAUUACAACCAAAGCCAGCAUAGACUAUGAGAAGAUUGUUCGCAACACUUGCCGCAACAUUGGAUUUGUCUCCGAUGAUGUAGGUCUGGAUGCUGAUAAAUGCAAGGUGUUGGUGAACAUUGAGCAGCAGAGUCCUGAUAUUGCUCAGGGUGUGCAUGGCCACUUCACCAAGCGCCCAGAAGAAAUUGGUGCUGGUGACCAGGGUCAUAUGUUUGGUUAUGCCACUGAUGAAACCCCCGAAUACAUGCCACUGAGCCAUGUCCUUGCAACGAAAUUAGGAGCUCGCCUUACCGAGGUUAGGAAGAAUGGAACCUGUGGUUGGUUGAGACCAGAUGGUAAGACACAAGUGACAGUAGAGUACUACAAUGAGAAUGGUGCGAUGGUUCCAGUUCGUGUCCACACUGUUCUGAUUUCCACCCAGCAUGACGAGAGUGUGACAAAUGAACAAAUUGCUGCGGAUCUUAAGGAGCAUGUUAUCGAGCCAGUGAUUCCUGAGAAGUACUUGGAUGAGAAGACCAUCUUCCACCUUAACCCUUCUGGUAGAUUUGUGAUUGGUGGCCCUCACGGUGAUGCUGGUCUUACUGGGAGAAAGAUUAUCAUUGAUACUUAUGGUGGGUGGGGUGCACAUGGAGGCGGUGCUUUCUCUGGAAAGGACCCCACUAAGGUUGAUAGGAGUGGUGCCUAUGUUGCAAGACAAGCAGCAAAGAGUAUUGUAGCAAGUGGACUUGCACGCAGAUGCAUUGUUCAAGUCUCCUAUGCAAUUGGUGUUCCAGACCCAUUGUCAGUUUUUAUUGACAGUUAUGGAACUGGAAAGAUUCCUGACAAGGAGAUUCUUGAACUUGUGAAGGAGAAUUUUGACUUCAGGCCUGGAAUGAUCACCAUUAACUUGGAUCUCAAGAGGGGUGGCCACAGGUUUCUCAAGACAGCUGCAUAUGGACACUUUGGAAGGGAGGACCCUGACUUCACCUGGGAAGUCGUCAAGCCACUCAAGUGGGAGAAGCCUCAGAAUUAAGCUUUUGUUGGAUGAUUAUCCAUACAGUAGAAUUUGGAUCGAAAUUCACUGUACGUGUACCCCCCUUGUUUGACUGUUUGCUGUGGAGGGGGUAAAUUUUUACCCAUUAAAAAUAAAGUGUUUUGGUACACAAUUUUUACAUCAAAAACUUGUUUUAUGUUUA